UCUCUUCCCUGGAGAAGCAGAGACGCGCAGUCACUCUGCUGGAGGAGAAAACUCUGAGAGCCGCACCUGUCCUGGAGGAACAUCUUCACUUCCGAGGACCGAGAGCUGGAUGAAAAAUGAAACUGGAUGAGCUUCCCGCUCUGCUGCUGUGUGCCAUCUGUCUCCUUGUCCUGCCGUCGUCCUCUACCUCCCACCAUGACACAGAUGAUUCAAAGCUUCUCCAUGUGACCAUCCCCACGCCCUCGCCAGUGUUGGCCGUACUGGGCGAUUCUCUAACGUUACCCUGCCUGGUGUCUCUGGCCCACCCUCCACCCUCGCCGUCCACCAACGGCCGCCAUGCCGUGCUAUCUCUCCCCCGGGUCAAGUGGAGCGUGCUGAAUCAUGGCCGUGAGACAGAGAUCCUGGUGGCCCGUGGGGACAGGGUGAGAGUUAGCGAGGCCUACAAGGAUCGCGCCUCUCUGCUGAACUACGCCUACUCCCCUGCUGACCUCACCCUGCACCUGGAGAACCUGAGGAAGAACGACACCGGCUUCUACCGUUGUGAGGUGCAGCAGGGGCUGGAGGAUGCUGACGAAGUGGCUCACGUCAAAGUCAAAGGGGUGGUGUUUCAUUAUCGAGAUGCAUCGAGUCGGUAUGCCUUCACCUUUGAGCUGGCCAGAGAGGCCUGCAGGGAUAUCGGUGCUGAUAUUGCUACUCCAGAGCAGCUCCUAGCAGCGUACCACAGUGGAUAUGAGCAGUGUGAUGCAGGCUGGCUCUCAGACCACUCAGUGAGAUACCCCAUUCAGCAGCCCAGAGAGGGCUGUUUUGGCGACAUGGAUGAAUUUCCUGGAGUGAGGAACUAUGGACACUUAGAGCCUGAUGAGCUUUAUGACGUCUAUUGCUAUGUGCAGAAUAUUGAGGGUGAGGUGUUUCAUGGCUCCGCCCCCCUGCGAUUCACCUUCUGGGAGGCCAAAGCUUACUGUCUGAAACAUGCGGCAGAGUUGGCCACCACUGCUCAGCUUUAUGCAGCCUGGAAUGAUGGACUCAACCACUGCAGUCCCGGGUGGCUGGCGGAUGGAAGCGUGCGGUACCCCAUAGUCACCCCCAGGGAGCGCUGUGGAGGUGGCGAACCAGGGGUCAGAACCGUCUAUCGCUACAGCAACCAGACUGGCUUUCCCGAGGCUCACUCACGUCAUGAUGUCUACUGCUUCAGAAGUGAUCACCAUCUUUACACUGAAUCUCCUCAGGAUUUUCUCACCACUGAUUCAGUUCAUGAUGAGGUAACCCAUGGUGAGGUUAGCCAUCAUGAGGUGACCCAUGGUGAUAUUACACAUGAUGAGGUAACCCAUGGUGAGGUUAGCCAUCAUCAGGUGACCCAUGGUGAUAUUACACAUGAUGAGGUGACCCAUGAUACAGUGACCCAUGGUGACAUAACUCAUGGUGAGGUCACCCAUGAUGCAGUGACCCAUGGUGACAUAACUCAUGGUGAGGUUACCCAUGAUGCAGUGUCCCAUGGUGACAUAACUCAUGGUGAGGUUACCCAUGAUGCAGAGACCCAUGGUGAGGUUACCCAUGAUCGGUUACCAUUGAUGGCGUUACCCAUGAUGAUGUUACCCAUGAUGCGAUGCGUGACCCAUGGUGAGGUUACCCAUGAUGAGGUGACCCAUGGUGACAUUACCCAUGGUGAGGUUACCUAUGAUGCGGUGACCCAUGGUGAGGUUACCCAUGAUGUGGUGACCCAUGGUGACAUAACCUAUGGUGAGGUUACCCAUGAUGCGGUGACCCAUGGUGACAUUGCCCUUGAGGAGGUGACCCAUGGUGACAUUACCUGUGAUGAGGUGACCCAUGGUGAGGUGACAGCAAAAGUGGAUGUGGAGGUGCUACAUGCCCAGACAGUCAGACAUGUCCAACAGGUCCAUGUGGAGGCUCAGUCCAUAACACUGACAUAUGACAAAGAGCCAUCGUUCACAGAAGACCUUUAUCACUAUGUCACUUCUCCACCUGAGCAUCAACAGCAUCUUACCACCCAAGAUAUCUGGGAGCCUGUAGAGAAGGCCAGCUAUCCGGAGUCCUAUCAACCAGCACCUGAAGAAAACCCAGACACAAAUCAUGAAGAGUCUCACAUACAUCCAACCUCUUCAAAUGCAGAUCAUGAGGUAACCACUGUUGAAGACUCAGCUCUUGAUAAAGUAGAGUCUUCAACAGCAACAGCAGCAACAGCUGCUACUUUAACAGCUGUUGAUGAGAGAGAGAGCAGAGAUCCAACAGAUUCUGAGACUAACCUAGAGACUCAAACCCUGGGUAUGCCAGGUGUUAAUGCAACAUCUGGAACAGACUUGGAUGAGUUGCUCAGCAGUUCUUCACAGGUGCAUCAAGAAAGGGAGCUUCCCGUUUCCCAAGAGGACCACACUCCAGGCAUCCACUUAGAACAAGAUUUUGACACUAAGCUGAUAUUCUCAACUCCUUCUUACGAUAUUUCUGGGCAACCAGAAGAGGCCAGUGCAAGUAAUGAGGAAGUUUCAGUUGUGAUAACUUCAAACAGUAUUAACUCCACUACACCACGUGUGAACCACCCAGCAGAAGUGGAGCAUGAAGGUGAGAAUGGAAGUCCUCCAGUUGAUGAGACGCAAGCCCCAGUAACUCGGAGUGUGAUUGGCUUUGGCACCUCUUCCUGUGUUGAAGUGGACUCUGUGACUGAUUCAACUUAUCAUAAUCCUCAACCCUUCCCAGUCGACUAUGAUGAUGAGGAAUUCAAGAGCGUGUCAGAUCCGGUCGAGCAGCGUGGACACAUCCAUGCCACUGAGAUCCCAACCGCAGAGGUCCUCACAGUCACAGAGCACUCUGACUUCACUGUGGACGCUUCCAUCCUGAACAAUGAUCCUGCCACUGUGUUGUCAUCUGUCACCCCGUCUCCUCCUAUUGGGGUUGAAACCAGCCCCGCAGAGAUGAUCACUUUCAUACCAGAGAGCAAGGCUUCCUCUGGGGCUGAACCUCUGGAAGACAUCAAGGAAAAUAUCGAACAGCAGACAGUUGGUGAAAGCCAACAAGCAUUUCUCAGCAUGAGGGAAAACAUCACAGGCAGUGACUCAGAGGAGAAGGAUCAAGACGAUGGAGAAGGAUCAGGAGAAUCAUCGGGAGAAACACCGGAGAUGAAACCAGAAAUUCCUUUGACCAACCCGACUGUUUGUCGUUGUGGUGAGGCCGACAACGGUGAAGAUCCUCAUUCAGAUGUAGAAAUCACUCUGAUCCCUCAUCCGACCCUCACACCCAGAUGGGAACCAGAACCUUCCUCCUCCUCAUCCACGCUGCAGGAGUCUCUCUCUGAUCGAGAAUACAGCGCUGAGAGUUCCACUGCAGGGGAAAUGUACGAUAUCUCCAAAGAGCAAGAGGUGAUCACCGCCAGCAACAUCUAUGAACACGGAUUAGCAGCAGGUGUUGGAGAAUCCGCCACAUACGAGCCCUCGGAUAGAAUGAGCACGUGGCACCAAGGUUUGGAGAACAGCGACGCAACUCUCACCACAGACGGUCAUGACGAGACUGCUACUGAUCAUGGCUUCUCCUCCGAGGAUGAUGAUGAUGAUGACGACGAGGAGGACAACGUCAAUGAAGAGGAGGAGGAUGAGGGAGAAGACUCCCUGCCUGCUGCGAUACCAGGAGCCAUUUCAGUUUCCUGCCUGGAGAACUCCUGUCUAAAUGGAGGCACUUGUGUUGAGGGUGAAUCACCGCGGUGCUUUUGUCUCCCUGGUUACGGAGGAGACUUGUGCCAGACAGACGUGGAGGAGUGUGAGCCAGGCUGGGAGAAGUUUCAGGGUUUCUGUUACCAACACUUUACCAAGAGGCAGAGCUGGGAGGCGGCGGAGCAGCACUGCCGUAUGUGUGGUGGACACCUCAUUUCUAUCAUGACCCCAGAGGAGCAGGACUACAUCAAUGACAAAUAUAAAGAAUAUCAGUGGGUUGGACUGAAUGACCGAACCAUAGAGGGAGACUUCCGCUGGUCAGACGGGAACCCACUGCUCUAUGAGAACUGGCUCAGAGGUCAGCCUGACAGCUACUUCCUCUCUGGCGAGGACUGUGCAGUGAUCGUGUGGCACGACGGCGGCCAGUGGAGCGACGUGCCCUGCAACUACCACCUGUCCUACACCUGCAAGAAGGGCGUGUCCUCUUGUGCCGAGCCCCCUCAGAUUCCCCACGCUAAAGUCUUUGGGAAAGAACGCUCGCAUUACGAGACCAACGCCAAGGUGCGGUACUACUGUGAGGAGGGUUUCGUGCAGAGACUGAAUCCUGUCAUCAAGUGCCUGCCUAGCGGUCAGUGGGAGGAGCCUGUAAUGACCUGUGUGCCAUCUCAUACAGUGGAAGGAGACGCCGUCACCUCACUGCCUCAACAGCAUGAGAAGGUCACGGAGGUCAUGAGUGCGGCCGCAGAGAAAGCGACGCCCAUGCACAUGGACGUUACCCAGAAUGUGUAAAGUCUCCUGCUGUCCAAAUCUCUUUUUCUCUUAAAAAGAAUUCACACAUUUCCUCUUGAGACUCUCUGGAAAAUGUGGAUUAGUGCUUUGAAUUCCAAUGUGUUUUACAGGAGAGGAGAAAGUUAAGCACGACUGAAGAGUUUGGGAAGAGUCAGGUGGAUUUGUUCCCCAAUAGAAUACUGACCUAGAUGUACUGUUACGUCCUCAUGAAGCUGGGUCAGGGUCAAGGUUAGAGGCUGCAGAAGAAGUGCUUGUGUUAAAAAAUUAACAGUUCAUUCUAUGGUGUAUUCCAGAUUAGGUUUUUUAUAAUGUAUUAUAUAUUUGUAGUGUUCAAAAAAAG
Solea senegalensis (Senegalese sole) is the source of this 4785-nucleotide messenger RNA. It is a transcript of the gene bcan, whose product is annotated as brevican. The coding region runs from base 117 to 4445 and encodes 1442 amino acids. Lineage: Eukaryota; Metazoa; Chordata; Actinopteri; Pleuronectiformes; Soleidae. The record is from RefSeq and is a predicted model, not a curated record. Gene Ontology annotation, molecular function: hyaluronic acid binding. Gene Ontology annotation, biological process: cell adhesion. The transcript has 16 exons.